This is a messenger RNA of Loa loa (African eye worm), 513 nucleotides long. RefSeq lists its product as hypothetical. The record is from RefSeq and is a predicted model, not a curated record. The transcript is spliced from 4 exons. Lineage: Eukaryota; Metazoa; Nematoda; Chromadorea; Rhabditida; Onchocercidae. The annotation marks the transcript as partial.
ACCCUUGGCGGAAUCUCAGCAGCAAAUUCAUCAAGCACAGAACUGUUACCUUCAUCGGCAACAUCAUCACCGUCACGAAGCUCCGAAACAUCAACUGUCGAUACUGUUGCUUCCACUGAUUUUCUUAGACGCUACCAAAAGAGUGACGGUGCAAUACCGAUACUAAGUGCAUUCAGUGCAAGAACAACCAGUAACCCAGAUCAGCUGCAACCUCCUGGUAUACCGGUCACUGCUUUUAGCCCACUGUUGACCCCUACAAUGAUGGCCGCACAAAUUGGCUUGCUUGGUACUCCAAAUACUCUUCUCUCAAUGAUGCAGGCAGCUACUGCGCAAAAUUCAUUAGUGCAUCAUAAUCGUUGCAAUGACAGAAAUGGCCAAAUAGUGCCAACAAUGUUGCAUCAGCUGUCCGCACUACACAGCAGUCAGCUGUAUGCUUACCCGGUUUUCUUGCACAUUAAUCAAAGAGAGAAGAGGAAGAAAUAUAUUUCUGCGCUAAAUACAACAAUUUACUAA